AGUCCAGACCUGCAAGAUAGACGCAGAUUUGCCUCCCUCAGAGAGCCUGGCAGCACUCCCAUCCUCCCGCGGAUUCGAGAGCAAACAAGGAACUGAACCCGCCGCCCUCAGUCAGGCCUUGGGCUAGCGCGGAAGGUGGCAGCGCCACGGCACCGCGACGAGCACGGUGAACGCCGCGUCAUUUCCCGCAAGGUGAGAGCAUCGCACCUCCAAUGCCCAGCCGGGGAGCGGAUGGGAGAGCGGCUGAGUGCGGUACCGCCUUCCCCCGUGCCCCCCUUCUUUCCCCCGGCUCCCGUUUGCCAGUCGCGCCCCCGUUCCCAGCGCGCAGCCGCACUGCUUGAAAACAGUUUGUUGCUCACGUCGGAGAAGCCGCUUCCGUUUCCAACGCCGCAUUCCGGCCACACCUGCCUCUGAAGCAGACCCGUCUCGCUCCGCCGCCCUGCUCGGACGAGGAGGAACUCGCGUUCCGCUGCCCCGGUGCGCCAUGUCCGAAGAGGAUUAUAUCUCGGUGAAUGUUGAGGAUGAUGUUGAAGCACUGAUUAUUGACCAUGGAGAAAAUGGACUAGGCACACAAAACUGCAUAUCAAUGGAACAAAACAAUGAAGUAAGCAAUGUUGUCCCCCACAUGGCUCAACUUGCCUAUGGAGGCAAAGGCUUAUCAGUGCUGACUGACCCAGUGGCAUCACAAAUGAGCCAUUCUGCGAGUAUGCAGAGAGGAAAUGGUCACAGCCCUGAAAAAAUGGAUUUUGUGUUUUCACAUAAUAAAAGAAAACGACUUGCCCCUACUCUAGUGGGACAGACUGUGAUAAGAACCAGGGAAGGAGAAUAUGAAGAUAGUGAUGAUGUCAUUUAUGAGUAUGAACCAGACUAUGAAUGUGGGAGUAUUGUAUCUGAAGCUUCCUACACUGAAGCUUCCUACAGCGGACAUCAGCAGAAAACUCUUAUGGAGGUCCUCAGCUAUUGCCAGGCCAUGUAUGAUGCAAUUCAGAAAUUGGAUAAAAAAUUUGACCUGCUCCAUCGUAAGGUCUCCGAAAUGCAGCGUACACGUCUAAAGCCCCUGUUUCUCAGACCUAAGCCAGUUGGAUUUACAUACAGAAGUUCCAGUCACCUGCCCCAAGGAAAAAUAAGAGUACAAAAACCCAUGGAAAGAGAAUCAAAUCUUCUUUCUUCAUCAGGCCCAGAAAGGCACAGCCCGGUCAUAAGGGUUGCUUUACAGAAUGGCCAUGCUCAGCUCAAUUCCACAAUGAAACAUGUCCCACAGAGUCUUCCUUUUGAAUCGCAGCAGCCUGUUCAUAGGCAGAGCCCACCACUCCCCACUAUAGUUUCUACACAUUCAUUACAUUCAUCCUAUAGAACAACUAACGGGAUGCCUGACCUUUCUCCACAAUCAAAUCUUGUAGCCAGCGUUGUGGAAAGUACUGUCAAUGUUGCAUCUUCACCAGUGGCAUCAUCAUCAUUGAUGCCAGCACCAUCUGAGACCAGCUUGGGAAGUAAUGCUCUAGUGGUGAACUACCAAAAUCCAUCAGUGAGUGUGAAUAUUAGUAAAGAACUACCAUCUUCAGUCUCCAUCAAUCCUAGCUUUGAGUUUGUUGGUGACCCAGUGAGAAAUGUAAAAGUUCUUGGAAACUAUUUGAUGAAAGCUCGGCAAAAGACAAAGCCAAAGUACGCAGCGCGCUACUUGGUGCGUGUGCUGUUCCCCAAGGAAACGCUCCUGUGCAGCAUCAUGGGCGUCAGCGCACGAGGGCGCAGGAUACUGGAUCCAAACAAGACUGCUGCAAUUAGAGAAUUUCUUGCAACUAGCUUUCCAAACUAUGAUUUGAGUGAGCACGGAAAAGACUGGAAAACCUGUAUCACGAAUGUCAAUGCUAUGAUCCGCUGUUUACGCUCUGAAACAAAGACAGAGGCAUCUGAAGGGAAAGAAAAAGUGGAUGAUGCUCCAGAUACAUCCCAUUGUGUAGACUUAAAUUAUAAUGAAGAUAGUGAAAUUAGUUCUCAAAAUUCUCAGAAAAUGACCAGCUCCACAACUGAAACACUGCAGAAUUCAGUACCGGAUAAGUUUCCAGAAACUUUCGACACAACUUCAGCCAAGAAACCAGAGUCUUUGGAGCCUAUGGAACUUCUUGGAAGUCCAUGGCGCAAUGUUCAGUUGCCUUUCUCAGUCAUUUACGUAGCUAAGGGGAAGUCUCGGCCUGAGUUGUCAGCUCGCUACUUAAUUCGUCAUCUGUUCACUGAAGAUGUGCUGGUAAAAAGUAAUGUGUAUGGUAAUCUUGAACGUGGCAUGAGCCCACUGGACUUCAACAGAAUUAAUGCUCUCAGAGACUUUCUUCAAGAGAAUUAUCCAUCCUUUGAUCUAAAGGAAACUGGAUAUGAUUGGAAGGCGUGUGUGGCUGCCAUAAACAGCACAAUCCGCAGUCUCAGACAUGACCACAAGAAGGCUACAGUUGGAAUCCGCCGGAAGCUCUCAGCUGCACCAUUAAAACCAAAGAGCCCUCCACGGACUCCCACUUCAGUAAAGCCAUUUGAAAGUGACACUAUCAAUCUGAUGGACUGAAGCACUCUAGCAUCUAUCUCAAACCUUCAUUUAGCAGGUUUGAGAUAUCCUGUGUAGAAGCCUGUUGCAUUGAAUUGUUCUACUGUUGAGUUUUCAUCAGCAGCAAGUAGUAUUACUUCAACAGAGCAAAGUUGCUAAAGACUUGGGAACCCUAACUCCUUGUAUAAGUUGCACCUGUUUUCCUCAGAAAAUGUUUUCACUGUUCCCUACAGCAUUUGCAACAACUGUCUCUCUAAAAGCACCUUCUCAAUAGUUGCCUCUGAAUCAUUAACCUGAAGAAUUUCUUUACUGAGAUAGCACUUAGGUGUUGGAAUGGACUGCCCAGGGAGGCAGUAGAGUCACCAUCCCUGGAAGUUUUUAAAAACUGUAAAUGAGACUCUUCUGGACAUGCCGUAGUGGGCAUGAUGAUAC
Molecule: messenger RNA, 2962 nt
Organism: Calypte anna (Anna's hummingbird)
Lineage: Eukaryota; Metazoa; Chordata; Aves; Apodiformes; Trochilidae
Gene: BEND2
Product: BEN domain containing 2
Exons: 12
Coding region: 485-2551 (688 amino acids)
Molecular function (GO): DNA binding
Source: RefSeq, a predicted model, not a curated record